CAAUGUGAUGUAUAUAGAAAAAUUACAACACUGCAAUGCAUUUAAAUGCAAUGGUAACCCUAUUAUCCGUUUCAUUGCCAACAUAGUCCGCUCACUGACAACUGCGAACGAACGAACGUAGAUAUGAAACACAGUACAAACGAGAACAAUUGAUAUUAAAAACAGGGCGAAAGUUAAACGGUGACGACGACGUCGACUACUUAUUCAAUGCUUAAGAAAAAAUAUUUUUUUCGGAAUAUUCAUUGUGAAAAAAUGAUUAAAUAUUAUAUACUACAUUAAUUUAAUGUAAUAUAAUUGCAAAUAAAGUGAAAUACUACAAAUUAAACAAGUAUUUAAACAAUUUUCUUAUGAAUUUCAAGAAUGAAAAAAAACUUUUACCCAAAAAAGUGAAUUGAGGAAAGAAAAAAAAUUUUUUUUGUGAAAAAAAGGUGGUGGUGAAUUUGCAAAUUGGAAGAAGAAAUAAAAAAAAAGUUAUUCAUACAAGGAAAAGAAGAAGAAGUAGUAUAAAAGAAGGAAAAAAAGAAAAAAAUAUAACUUAUACAUAUGUGUUGAAAUAAAAAAAAGAAAAAAGUAAUAAAAAUUAUAAAAAAUAAAAGAAUUUAUUAAAGAAAACAAUUUUUGAUUAUUAAAACACAAAAAAAUAAUAAAACGCAGAAGAAACAAAUUAUUAAAAGUCAUUGAAAAAACGCAAACACGGGCCAGCAGAAGGAACAAAGAUAAUAGAAAGAAAAAAAUAAACUGACAUUUACAAACCGAAUCGAAACAGUAUAAAAGUAAAAAAAGAAAAAAAUAUUGAAAAAAAAAACAUACGAAAAAAUGUAUAAGAUACAACACAAGACAAUGAUGAUGAUAAUGGAUAUAAAGUGAAAUUGAAAGCUUUAAUUAAUUUUCAAAAAUUCAUAAAUUGAAUUAAAGAUUUUUUAAAUAAUUUAACUAAAAAAAAAUAAAUUUCUAAAAAAAAAACAAUUUUUUGUGUUUAAAAAAAAGCUAUUAACGAAAAAAAGCAAAUAUUAUAAAUAAAGAAACAAUUUUUUUAAGGGUACGUACGUCGAUCGUACGUACACCCGUAACGCGUCGUUCACCUUAAAAAAAAGUAUCCAACCAAACCAAAUCAACCAGCCAGCCAGCCACCUUUUUCUUCUUAACCACUUGCUUCAUUUGGGCCUCAUUCAUUGAAAUACGAAAAAACACACAAGUGGAGCAAAGAGCUGCAAGAAAUAGAUCUAAAUAGUAGCAAAAACAAAAAAGUAUAAUAAACAAGCUCCACCUAAAAAAACUGAAGAAAAAUAUCAUCAUCAUCAUCACACCAUAUUCUGCAAAUACUCGCUCUCGUUUUAAACAUAAAAAAGAGUGUUUUUUUAGCUGAAAUAAUCUAAAUUAUUUAAAAUUAACUUCUUUCCUCCCUUGGUCAAAACUUUAAGGAAAAUUCUUUAAAAAUGGAAUAUUAUUUAGGGGGUUAUGUUUAUAUGAAUGGGGAUGGAGUGAAGAUACCACCACCUGUUGCUACCACCGUCUAUGCGAAUGUUCCUGUUGAUACGGCAGUGUUAGCGACCAAUUUAUACGGUCCAACUACACAAUUGGCAGCUCCAGCAGCAACACACAUCCCAUUGAUAGCGACAGCUGCUGGUCCACAACCACCACAUCAUCAAGCUUUACAGGUGGCAGCAGCGCCUGGUCAACAUCAACAAUUGAUAGCAGCUCACACCGCUGCGGCUCACCCACAACAGCCUACAUUACAAACAGUACAGGCGGCAGCAGCCGCGGCUGCUGUAGCAGCAGCUACACCCCAACACACAGCACCACAUCAAAUACAAGGCCAUCCUCAACAAGCCCACUUGCAGUACGCCCAUCAGCAAACAGCCAUUGCUGCUGGUGGCCAGCAGGGCCCAACGGUUACGACAACAACGAUUGAUAACACCGAAUAUACAGUCAUGAAUGGAGCCAUAACUCAAGACGGCACAGUCGUCUGUUACAGUCAAGAUGAUUUGCAGGUUGCUGGUGUCGUUGGUGCGCCCGUUGCUGCGGGCGGUGGUAAUGUCACGAAUUUAGUUGCUGUCGAUCAAAUGUCUGGUACACCGGUCACAGCAGCCACUGCUCAGCAGCAACAACAACAACAGCAACACAAUGUUCAUGCUCAACAUCAUGUUAUCCUUAAUAAUGGUCCACCACCUUCCGCAACCACGACCCUACAGCAACAACAAUCACAACAACAACAGGUUGUCGCUGGUAAUAGCAACAACACAAAUAUUAGCUCUUCAUCAAAUUCAAGUGGCAAUACGGGCGAUAAUAGUGGGAUACCAUUGGAACAACUUAAACAAAUGUUAGCCACACAAUUGGAAUAUUAUUUUUCGAGAGAAAAUUUAGCAAACGACUCUUGGCUGCUAUCACAAAUGGACAGUGAUCAAUAUGUCCCCAUAUGGACAGUGGCCAACUUUAAUUUAGUUAAAAAAUUAACAAAAGAUAUUAAACUUAUAACAGAAGUGCUUAGGGAAUCACCGAAUGUGCAAGUAGACGAAGAUGGUCUCAGAGUACGACCAAAUCACAAAAGAUGCAUUAUAAUAUUACGUGAAAUUUCUGAUCAAACUCCAGUUAAAGAUGUUAAGAACAUUUUUAACAAUGAAAACUGCCCACGCGUUAUUUCGUGUGAAUUUGCUGGCAAUAACUCAUGGUAUAUAACUUUUGAAUCAGAUGAAGAUGCACAAAAAGCUUUUAAAUAUUUAAGAGAAGAUGUUAAAGAAUUUCAGGGUAAACCAAUAAUGGCUCGAAUGAAAGCAAAACCAUUUAUAAAUAGAUUACCAAUCGGUCCAGUAUCAACUAUUAAAAAUGGCUUCCGUUUGACUUCACCACCAGCCGCUGUAUACGAUCCAAAUGCUGCUGCUGCAGCGGCUGUUGCUUAUAGUGCAGCUCCGCAACGUUUUGUUUAUGCUGCCAAUGGAGCAGCAAUGACGCAACCACCAGUACCAUAUAAUGGUCAAUUACAUUUAAUUCAAUUCCAACAGCAACAAUUCUAUCCCGGUAUUGUUACACCUUGGCCUACUGCGGCUGCUGCAGCUGUAGCAGCAGCCGCAACCACAGCACAUGGUCAGAAUUUCUAUGAGAUUGGAAAUGUUUUUGCAGCCAAUGGUUUGCCUCCUGCAGUACCUGCAUAUGCCACAACAGCACCACCUCCUACACAAACUCCUGGUUUAACUGGCAGCACAAAACCGCAAAGCGGUGGCGGCGGUGGUGGUGGUGGCGGAGGCGGUGGACGCUAUAACAACAAUCAUCGUAAUAAUUCUGGCAACAGUGGUGGUCAGAGCGGCGGUGGUCAUCGUAAGCAGCAACGCAACACAAACCUCCAACAGUUGCAACAAACUCCCCAACCUCAACCCCAAUUGGCUGGCAACAAUAUAAUUGUAUCUAGUGUAAGUGUUGGUGGAGCUGGUGGUCUGGUCGGCGUUAUGCCCACCGCAAUUGUCGAUCCCCAUCAACAGCAGCAAACUAUGACGCAACAGCAUCAAAUGCAACAACAACAACCACCACCUAAUCAACAGCAACAACAGACUUCAAGUCAACAGCAGCCUGGCUCUCAGCAAAGUAGUAAUACAAGACAUUAUUCAAGCAUGAAACCAAAUACUGGUAAAGAUAAAGGUGGCAUACCGAAAUCUUCUAUCGAUAAAUCGUAUGGUGGUGGUGGCAAUACGAAUGCUCUUAGCAGUCAUCAUCAUUACAGUGCGCAAAAUCAAACUACUCAUCAUGUACAAACACAACAACAACAGCAGCAGCAGCAACAACCUCAGCAAAUGAGUGGCGGAGGCGGUGGUGCUGCUGCAACACACAUACAACAAACUCACUAUCAAAUGCCUUCCUCAAAUACACAAACUGGUGCAAUGCAGCAUACUUCCUAUACGGCACAUAAUGUACCAACUGUUUCAGCACAACAGCAUCAUCAUCAGCAGCAACAGCAGAUCCAUCAACAGCAACAACAACAACAGCAGCACGAUCUACAAGACGAUGUUAAUGUUGAGGUUGUGCAUCAAUCACAAAUUGUUGUACAACAUGUACCACAACAAGGACAUCAUCAUAAUCCACGUAAUAAUGUUACUUCAUCGUCCUCUUCGUUGAAUAAUUCGGUUGGUGGAAGUGGCGUCGGCGGCGGUGGCAGUGGUGCUGGAAAAGAUCCGCCACAUUGGUCUCAAUCUCGCCCAAGACGAAGAAGACGUGAUGAUGAUAAUUCAGGAAUGACUUACUCACCUAAUAAUCGUGUUGGCGGCGGAGGUGGAGGAGGAGGCGGAGGGCAAUCGUAUAAUUCGUCGCAUCAUUCUCAACAGCAGCAGCAACAACAAAGUGGUGGCAAUUCAGGUGGCGGGGGAGGAGGAGGAGGUAGUGUUAUGUCUUCUUCCCAAGGCGGUAGUCAUCAUCAUUCAAAUCGCAAUGAUAUUAGUGGUGGUGGCCAUCAUGGCGGUGGUGGUGGUGGUUAUACGUCGCAUCGUAAUGACAACGAACAUCGCGGUGGUUAUAAAGGUAACAAUUAUAAUCCUCACUAUAAUAGCGGAGGCGGAGGAGGUGGCGGUGGUUCCCACUCCCACCAUUCUUCUAACAAUUCAUCUUCACAUCAUCACAAUCAACAUCACAAUACAGCGACAUCAUCAGGUUCCUCACAACAACAACAACAGCAACAAUUACAACAGCAACAACAUCAUACUUCUUCCACUUCAUCAUCAUCGUCACAACACCAUUCAAUGACAACUUCAUCUUCUUCUACCCAUCAUUACAAUCCACAUCAUCAUAAUCAAAAUGAAGGUGGUGGUGGUGGUGGAGCUAGUGGAGGUGUCGGAGGAAGUGGUGGAGGCGGAGGAGGUAUUGGGGGUGGAGGGAGUGGACGUGAUGUUGGUGGUGGUGGUAGUGGUCGCAACUAUGAAGGCGGCCGUCACACAGCUGGUGGUGGUUCUAGUUAUGCUGGUAAUAAUGAUAGAUCUGGUGGAGGUCAUGGUAGUGGAGGUGGCGGUGGAGGUCGCCAUCAUGACAACUAUCAUCAUAACAGCCAUCACCAGAGCCAUCAUCAACAUCACCAUCAUCAGCAGCAACAGCAACAACAGCAGCAACAAAAUGCUACACCACCACAACCGCCGCAAUUUGACUUAGAAGCAGCAGCUUUUCCACCACUGCCAGCCACCUCAUCGUCAGUGGCCUCUAGUAAUGUUGCUGCAACCAGUGGUACCAAUAAUAAACAAACUGCCAGUGCAUUACAACAACAACAUCAGCAGCAACAACAACAGCAAGUGAGUUUAAAUGAUGCUACAACAUCUGCCAAUAAUAACAACAACAUGACUAUCAAUAGUAAUAGUAACAACAAUAGCAGCAACAGCAUUAGUAGUACAUCUGCUGACCAACAUCAUCAACAACAGCAACAUCAUCAGCAGCAGCAGCCAAAAAACGUCAAUACUCAACCCUAUCACCAGCAACAUCAGCAAUCACAACAACAAAAUACAAGUAAUAAUUUAAUAAAUAGUUCCUCAAUUAAUUCGGGAAACGGUAAUAACGGUGGUAGUGGUUGGGCAGAAAAUCGUCUAGCUGAUGUAGUACGUGGCAAUGGUAAUAACAACAACAACAAUGCCAGUGGGGGAGGAGGUAAGAAAUCUCGCAAAGAUUCCGGCCACAACAAUAAACAACAUAAUAAUUUUUACCAACAACAAAGAGGUAAUACAGCAGUUAGUCCAACGCCCAACGCUGGCGUUGGCGGUGGUAAUAUCAGUAGUAAUAUUACAACCACCAUUGCCUCAAACGUCAACUCAACCAACAGCAACAACAAUAACACCUCAACCUUAAUUAACACACCCGCCAUAGAAACUGCUAAUAUUGAAGAUUUGAAUAAACAACAACAACGCGAUCAUUUAAGCGCCAACAACAGUAAAAGCAACAACAAUAAUAAUAAAUCAUUGACAAAUAAUAAACAAAAUUCUAAUUCUAAUAACUCUGCAACUGUGAUACCGUGUUUAACACAAAACAAUACUAAUACAACAAAUAUUAAAGGUAGCAGCAACAUUGUUGCUGCCACAUUUAACCCCACAAUCUCAUCAUCUCCUAUCACCGCUGACUGCAAUAGCGGCAGCAGUAACUGUAGUAACAGCAGCGGUGGUCCAACUACUAAUCUCCAUGAAAAAUUCAACAAGACUGAAGAAUAUUUGGUACAUGCCAUAAAUAAUCCAAUUGCCACUGGAGGAGCAGUUGUAGGAACAGGAGGUGGUGUUGGUGUUCAUCAUAAAUCUGGCUAUGUUCACACUACAGCUUGUGCUAAUAGUGGCGGUAGCUGUGGCAACAAUGAUUGCAACAACGAACGCAACAACAAUACAAAAAAUGUGUCAUCUUCAACUGGCACUGCUGCCGCUGCUGUGUGCAGUGUGGCCACCAUGACCACAAACCUUGCCGAAUGCAGUCUAAACAAUCAUAAGAAACCACCUGCCAUUGCAGCUUUAAUUGCCAAAAAAGAGACGCCAAAAGAUGCUACUAAGCAAAAAAAUGCCUCCACAUCAACUAGCUCAACAUCUACAGAAAACAUAGCCGCCGCUGUCGUCUCAAAUUCUUUAAAUAGUAGCAGCACUGGCAUAAUAGUUAAUGCUGCUAUUCUUCCUGUCACUGGUGGUGGUGGUAGCUCGGCUGCAUCACGUUUAAGUUAUGCUCAAGUGGCACAACGCAAAGAUGAUAAUGCAGCUGCUGCAGUUAGUAUUUUGUCACCCGUAGCUGUUAAUAAACACGAAACAGCUGUAGGAACAAGCUCCUCCGUUAUAUCCUCCCCCUCCGUUGUAUCCACUUCCAUAAAUUCUUCUUCCCCUUCAGUUGCUGUCAAUAAAAUUGAAGGGAAUAAUGAUAAACAUGUGGCCAAUAAUAAUAAUAUAACUUCAUCGUCAAGUAGUUGUAGUACAAUUGUUGUUGGUUGUGCUAAUAAUGCAAAUGUUGCAGCAGUGAGCGUUAACUCAUCCUCCUCCUCAUCGUCGUCGUCCUCCUGCUCCUCCUCAGGUGCUGGUGCUGCAUCAUCUAUAACUGUAACUGGUGCUGUGAAUAGUGGCAGUAAUGUUCCAGUAACAUUGCGCACUGAAAUUUCCAAAGAAAAAGACUUUUCUCGUGAAAAUCGUCAAUCAACAGGAAGUAGUAAUGCAAAUGUUGGCGGUGGCAGUAGUGUAAAUAGUAGUAGUAUAAAUAACACAACAUUUUCCUCGUCAAAUACUGGUGGUGGCACGACACGUAAUCAUCAACGUGUCGAGGCAAAAGAGUUUAAAAACUCGCAUACACGAGAACGCAAUAGUGAUGCUACUGAAAGUAGCAAUGGCACUGGGGGUCGCAAAUCACAUAGAAACACUAAUAAUAACAACUAAAUCCUAACGUCCUAAUGUCAUAGAACAACAAAAAAAAAAAGACUACGAAUUGUAAUAUCAGUUAGUUGAUGAACAAAAAAAAAAAAAAAAACAAAUAGAAGAACAUUUUUUUAUUGAAUUUACUAUGUAAAAGUUUCAAAAGAUAAGACGACACAAAAGAACUGAUUUAUCUGCUAUAUUCCCAAAUGCAUACAUAAUAUGCAUUUUAUUAUUAUUUUUUGACUUUACGUUAAGCGUAUAUAUUUUGAAAAUAUAUUUAUAUAUGUAAAUGCUUAUCGUUUUGAAACAUAACUAAUGAUAUAUUUAUUAGAAUUGAACAAAUAAAAAUAUAUAUAUGCAGCCAACAAGACAUUCGACCUUAGUGUCAAAGUAUUUUAGAAA
This is a messenger RNA of Lucilia cuprina (Australian sheep blowfly), 7733 nucleotides long. It is a transcript of the gene Larp4B, whose product is annotated as la-related protein Larp4B. Gene Ontology annotation, cellular component: cytosol; cytoplasmic stress granule. The record is from RefSeq and is a predicted model, not a curated record. NCBI's taxonomy places the organism in Eukaryota, Metazoa, Arthropoda, Insecta, Diptera, Calliphoridae. Gene Ontology annotation, biological process: positive regulation of translation. The transcript has 10 exons. Gene Ontology annotation, molecular function: mRNA 3'-UTR binding. The coding region runs from base 1437 to 7352 and encodes 1971 amino acids.